Molecule: messenger RNA, 961 nt
Organism: Dreissena polymorpha
Lineage: Eukaryota; Metazoa; Mollusca; Bivalvia; Myida; Dreissenidae
Exons: 5
Coding region: 227-961 (244 amino acids)
Cellular component (GO): nucleus
Source: RefSeq, a predicted model, not a curated record
CAGCCAAUUGUAUAAACCUUGGUUAAAAAUUACCAUAGUAAAUAAGUAACCAAGGUUAAAAUCGUAGUUAAGAUACCAUGGUUAAUUUUUACUUGUAUAAAGCUUUUAACCACAUGGUAAGCUAACCAUGGUAAAUACUUAUUUUUAACCCAAGUUAUUUUUCCCAUAAUUCCGAUUUUGUAUUUCCGUAAACAUUACCAAACGAUAUCUAGGCAAAACAAUAAUAAUGGCGGAUAUCGAUUGCGAUAGAAAAAAAUCAAAAAUGAUGAGUCCGAUGGAGAUCGAGGUCAUUCGAGAGUUUAUGUUUGACAAUAUCAAUCAAAUGCAAGAAUCCCACAGCAACGGUGGCCCCGGAGCCGCGAGGAAAGUGCGUUUGCUGUGGGAGCAAUUGACUGAAAAGGUCAACGCAGUUGGAAACGGUCCGCGGACAGUAAACCAAGUGAAGAUGAAAUGGAACAACAUGAAAAAGAAUGCAAAGAAAGAAGUAACUGACCAGAAGCUAGGGUUGGCUGGUACUGGCGGCGGCAGAAAGUUGCCAGAAAUGACGAAGACGUCGGCGGCAGUGUCGGAGCUAUUCGCGGGCUCCGCCAGUUUUCACGGUGUUAGCGAUGACGCUGACACUGCUAUAUUUGGAGAUUUAUCAUCCCAGGCUGCCUACGAUGCGCUUGUGGACUUGGUCCCACUUAUUGAAGCGGCAAAAGUUGGAUCCUCCUUGUUCCUGGACUGUCAGGGCAGCAAUGGCCACGCAACGGAGACGCCGCAGGUCACAGACGAACCAGCGAUCGUCCCCGUUGAUGCAACAGUUCCAGUGUCUGAUGUGAAGUUCGUUGCCACUAAAGUUAGUGAACCGACAAAGAAACCACAAAAGAACGUUGCCACCGGCAAAAAAACUGCUAGUGAACAUCCCUGUAUAGUAAUAAAAGUAUUAAAUCUGGGUAAAACCGCGUUUAAAAUAAUAUAG